AUGCCGCCUGUCUUCGCUCAACAGGUGGCAUCGUACCAGCUCACCGAAGAUCGAGCUGCGCUAGCUUUGGCGUGGAACGCACCUGCAAACUCCGUGGGCGCUGACACGGCAUACUACAACGUCUACCGAGAUCAAGGUUUGCGACAAGCUCUGUUCCGGCUGAUUGGAACGACCCAGACGCCAUUUUUUAACGAUACCGACUUGGACGCUGGCAGAGCCUAUGGCUACCAGGUUGCAGCAGUGAAUGCCUUUGGGGAAGGACCUGUCAGUGAUGUGCUUUUUCUACAAGCAGCGGACAGUUCUGCAAUUCCUCAGACGGAGCUUUCCAGGCUGUCAGGACUUCUGAGCCAAGCGGAUGUCCAACUGGUCCCAGCUGCCGCCUUUGGAGUGCUGGAUGAGGUAGGUGGCGUUGUGCAGAUCUAUAGCAAUGAUCUGGCCCGCGAGCUUCGUGUGCAAGGCUACAGCAGCCAACGGCGAGCGCAUGUGGCAGCCUUUGGCCCUGUGAAUCUUACCUUGGAGGCACUGGAUCUUGCUGGUAACACUGGAGAAGAAGACCCAUGUGAAGAGGCGCGCUUGGCAAUUUCUGUUGGAGACGUGUUUGAUGAGUUUUGUGCUGGAGACGAACUGCCACAGAACUCUGUUUUCCACACGCUGCCGUAUGGAAACUUCGCGGUCAUAAGCUGGCGCACGGGCUCCCUCUCCACAAGUGCUUCGUCCAAUGGUUGGACAAUCAGUCUGAGACCUUGA
Messenger RNA from Cladocopium goreaui, 747 nucleotides. Lineage: Eukaryota; Dinophyceae; Suessiales; Symbiodiniaceae. The record is from the annotation of a GenBank genome assembly.